AUGUCAGAGCAAAAGAAAACGCCCAAAGGCAGGGUUUUCUAUGUCGGGAUGAAGCUUCUGCAGAAACCAGGGAACAAGCCUCUACAAGAGAAAAACAGUUUCUUUCAUACAUAUUACAAAUGGGUUCUCUGGCUUUCUCUCUCCCUCUAUUUCUUCACUUCCUAUCUCAUCACCAGCAACCCCAACACCAACACACCAACCUCUCGGGAUACAUCGUCUCAUGUUUCAAACUCCGAAUCCGACGUCGUCCCUCGUACCAUUAUGGACUCCACAACCAACACACUAGGGGUGCUGAAGAAUAUGAAGGUGUUCGUGUACGAGCUUCCUCCCAAGUACAACACCGUUUGGCUCGCGAACAAGCGGUGUGGCAAUCAUUUAUUCGCGUCGGAGGUGGCCAUCCACAGGGCACUGUUAACAAGCGAGGUGCGCACGUUUGACCCUUACGAAGCUGAUUUUUUCUUCGUCCCCGUUUACGUUUCCUGCAACUUCAGUGCCGUUAAUGGCUUCCCCGCGAUUGGGCACGCGCGCGCUCUAAUUUCUUCCGCGGUCAACCUCGUGUCCAUUGAAUAUCCUUUCUGGAACCGCAGCAAAGGGUCCGACCAUGUGUUCGUCGCAUCCCACGACUUCGGCGCUUGUUUCCACACCCUGGAGCAUGUGGCCAUUGCUGAAGGAAUACCCCAAAUUUUGAAGGAUUCGAUAGUUUUGCAAACAUUCGGCGUAAAUCACCGGCAUCCGUGUCAAGAAGUUGAGAAUGUGGUGAUACCGCCUUAUGUUUCACCGGAAAGUGUACGGAGAACGCUAGAGAAUUUUCCGAUGAAAGGACCGCGAGAUAUUUGGGCAUUUUUCCGUGGGAAAAUGGAAGUGCAUCCUAAAAAUAUCAGUGGACGGUUUUACAGCAAGCGAGUGAGGACGGAGAUUUGGCGGAAGUUCAAUGGUGACCGGAGAUUUUACCUACAGAGGCACAGGUUUAGCGGUUACCAGUUGGAAGUUGCUCGGUCGGUGUUCUGUUUGUGUCCGUUAGGGUGGGCUCCGUGGAGUCCGAGGUUAGUGGAAUCCGUGGCAUUGGGUUGUGUGCCGGUUAUCAUUGCGGAUGGGAUUCGGUUACCGUUUCCCUCCGCCGUGAAUUGGUCGGAGAUAUCGCUGACGGUGGCGGAGAGGGAAGUGGGGAAGUUGGGGAAGAUUCUAGAGCGCGUGGCGGCGACGAACCUGAGUGACAUUCAGAGGAACCUGUGGGACCCUAGAACGAGGCGGGCCCUGCUUUUCAACAAGGAGGUGGAGGAAGGUGACGCCACAUGGCAAGUUCUGGUUAGUUUGAGUGAGAAGCUUGGUAGGUCUUACCCAAGGUCAUUGGUUAAUGGCCAAUUGGAAAGUGACACGUAA
Messenger RNA from Sphenostylis stenocarpa, 1380 nucleotides. Lineage: Eukaryota; Viridiplantae; Streptophyta; Magnoliopsida; Fabales; Fabaceae. The record is from the annotation of a GenBank genome assembly.